This is a messenger RNA of Cryptococcus wingfieldii CBS 7118, 1533 nucleotides long. RefSeq lists its product as hypothetical. The transcript is spliced from 5 exons. Gene Ontology annotation, biological process: transport. Lineage: Eukaryota; Fungi; Basidiomycota; Tremellomycetes; Tremellales; Cryptococcaceae. The record is from RefSeq and is a predicted model, not a curated record. Gene Ontology annotation, molecular function: transmembrane transporter activity. Bases 1 to 1533 code for a protein of 510 amino acids.
AUGUCCACCCUGGAAGCACCUCACGAAUCCACUAAACCCUCGAAAUGGGGCAAAGUGCGCUCGUCUGUCAAGUUCACAGCGGCAGCCAAAGAGAAGAACCGAGCGACAAAGGCAGAUAGCUUGUCCGUCUCGAAUGCCCCUAUGCAGAGCUCAGCCGGGGCAGCGGCAGCCAGAAGCUUGGUGCUGUUCUUCGGUUUCUUGUUCAGACGGCCUUCGAAACUGUUUAAACCGAACAGAGGCAAGCAGACAGUCGACACAUGGCUAGGUCUCCGACAGCUCGCUAUAUCGACAGACCAACAUCUAUCCCCAGCAUUCAUCCGCUCACUUCUCCAAAAUCGUACAGGCCUCAUCGCCGUGGGCCUCACCAUCCUCCCUCCCAUGCUCGUGAACGCGACACUCGGAUUCUUACUCUUCACUUCACAUUCCCUCUUUUCCCUGGGUCUUGCAAAGUUGGACUGGUUUCAGAGAAAGGUGGAGGUGGAGAAUGAAAAGGGAGAGAUGAUCGUCGAGGAGCAAGAGGAAGAACUGAAUCUGGAGACCCUGAUACGGGGGCCCAGUGUGAUACCAAACCACCCAACGGUAUUGAGUGCGGUAGCUGGGGCAGGGGCGGGGCUGAUACAGGGGAUGGCGUUCACCCCAGUGGACAAUGUUGUCAGACUUAUACAUCAAUCUACCACAUCUUGGGUCAAUAUUCUCGCCCGGUUCGUGCAUCUUCCCGUACCCAAGACUCCAGACAAUAUGAAGGGAAGUUCCGUCACGCCUGUGCAGGCAAUAAAAAACUUCUUCUCAGACGAUGCGUGGAGAAGGAACAGGAACUGGUGGAUAGGCUGGCGGUGGGCUGUUUCCCGUGACGCGUUGAGCUACAGCUGCUUCUUUGCUACCUUUGAUGUGACCAGGCGAGUGGGCCUGCGAGUGAAGGGCAUGUUUGGCGGCAAUAUCGAGCAUGACUGGGACAACAUCUUCAUCCUUGAUUUUGACGGCAACGCCCACGAUGAUUCCAUUUCUUCACCCUCUCCACCACCUUCCAACAAUACCUCCUCCUCUUUACCGACCUAUCGUCCCACAGGGGAUCAACCUCAAGCGCCCACACUCGCCCGCGUAGCCCAAGCAGCGACAAUAGUGACGGGCGGUGUGCUUGCCAGUUUACUGGCUCAAGCGGCGGGACGACCAUUCAGAGAGUGUCAACGGAUCAUGCAGCUGGACGACCGGGAGUGGGCGCGCAGGGCCGCCAAGGGAGAAAUGAUGGCUAGAAGACCGCACUUCUGGCAAGCUCUACUCAAACCCCGUCCCGGGGCCAGACCGCACCCCAUCUUAAACACACUACAAACCAAGGGCCUCCGCCCUUUCAUUAGAUCGGAAGGAGAGUUCAAGAGUGCGCAGAUGAAGCGCGAGUUGGCGCAGGAAGCACAGGCUCAGGGGAAGCUCAGGGGUAUGGUAGGAACGGUGGUGAAGAGGGUCGGGUGGAGAGUGGCCAGUGUUGGGCCUUGGGGGUGUGGGUUCCUGGUAUGGGCUUGGAUCGGGGGCGAGGUGUAG